UGUAACCGUGUCCCCAUGAUAUUGUGCACAGCCAUAUCGGAGACUAGCCUACAGCUGGACUUUAAUUUCCGCGUUGUCUUUUUCACACUUUGACCGAGUUCACUCGGCUUAACAAUGGGUCAAAAUCAGCAAGCUCAGUCAACCAGCGAAGAAGAGUUGGAUGUAUCCACAAUUCAAGAACUCUACAAGACGUUCGUCGAUGAGUGCCCGAGCGGUUCGAUGCACUUGCACGAGUUCAAAAGGAUGUUUGGGGUUCAAAAUGAUGAAUCGCCGGAAUCGCAAUACAUGGAGGGCAUAUUCAGUGCGUUUGAUAUGAAUGAGGACAACACCAUGGAUUUCAUCGAAUAUGUUGCUGCGCUAAACCUUGUGCUUCGAGGACGGCUCGAGGAUAAACUCAAGUGGUCUUUCAAGGUGUUUGACAACGAUGACAAUGGGCGACUGGAUAGGCGCGAGCUGAGAAUAAUUAUAAGGAUCAUCUACAAGAUAAAGCAAGGUUCUGUGACUGAUGAGGCAGGUCAAACCCACCUUACACCUGAAGAGGUGUGUGACCGUAUUUUCCAGAAAGUUGACGAUAAUGGCGACGGUCAGAUAACUCUGGAGGAGUUUGUGGAGGGGGCAAAGAGAGACCCCUGGGUGCAAAAACUCAUAAGCCUGGAUGUCAACCCCAGUUACUGGGUCCACCAGCACUUGAGCGACAGAAAACUCCAGAGUCCAAAAUGAUGAACUAAAAUGUCAGACGGAGGAAGAGGACAUUGGGUCUCUCUAUAAAAGAGUAGCUGAACCAAAAAAACAACUUAUCUGGUUGAAAACGGCCUAUAGUCAUAAACAUCAACUCUAGUCCCAAAAUGACUAAAAAGUUUAAAUAGGAUAACAUUGGUCAUAAAGUCAGUAUCUCCCAAAAUUGGGAUUUGCUAGAUUUAGGAAAUUGAUGACGUUGCCAAAUCCUUGGAUAUUUGAGGUUGGGUUUGAAUUUCAAUUAUGCCAACAUGCAGAGCAUGCUCACUCUCCGCAGUGUCAGAAGAAAGUGGAUGUUUCCAGUUUUCAGGGAUACAGUAUUUUCAAACUAACUUCCAUUUCCCCUGAAAAACGGAUGUGGGGACUUUUUGCAUCUGCUACGUUAGGUUAGAGCAUGCUGCAUGAUAUCCAAUCGUAGCAGCAGA
Messenger RNA from Coregonus clupeaformis (lake whitefish), 1160 nucleotides. RefSeq names its product guanylyl cyclase-activating protein 2-like. Lineage: Eukaryota; Metazoa; Chordata; Actinopteri; Salmoniformes; Salmonidae. The transcript has 4 exons. Gene Ontology annotation, molecular function: calcium sensitive guanylate cyclase activator activity; calcium ion binding. The coding region runs from base 115 to 720 and encodes 201 amino acids. Gene Ontology annotation, biological process: visual perception. The record is from RefSeq and is a predicted model, not a curated record. Gene Ontology annotation, cellular component: photoreceptor inner segment; cone photoreceptor outer segment.